Hydractinia symbiolongicarpus is the source of this 3809-nucleotide messenger RNA. RefSeq names its product hemicentin-1-like. The record is from RefSeq and is a predicted model, not a curated record. Gene Ontology annotation, cellular component: membrane. The coding region runs from base 163 to 3648 and encodes 1161 amino acids. The transcript is spliced from 17 exons. Lineage: Eukaryota; Metazoa; Cnidaria; Hydrozoa; Anthoathecata; Hydractiniidae.
GGAAUUAUUUUAAACAUACCUUUGCAUAUUCAAUAAUUAAUCUAGCUAAAAACUCUAUUAUAUUCUAUUACCUUCCAUUAAUGAAACAUUUAUAUAAUUUAUAUAAAACAGAACAAAGUCAGUUAGUUAGCUACUCGUGUUAGUCGUGUAACUCAGAACAACAUGGUAUUAAAAAUGGUGUGUACAGCGCUCUACUUUUUAUUUAUGUAUAUUAACUUAGGUAUGGUGUGUACAGCGCUCUACUUUUUAUUUAUGUAUAUUAACUUAGCUAGCUGUCAGUGGUCUAAUUGGUCACCAUUGAGAGAAUGCACCGUGACAUGUGGCAUGGGUUUUAAGGUAAUGACCAGAACUUGUCUCGCUCAACCAUGUGGUGGUCGUAAUUUCAAAAUACAUCCUUGCUUUUCAACGCCGUGUCAAGUAAUUGGUGUUUUAUCCGCUUGGUCUGAUUGGUCAUCUUGUCAAGGAACAUGUGGUGUUGGGUAUCGUAGUAGAACAAGGACAUGCUCAAAUGACAACUGCCAAGGGAACUUAACAAAUACAGAAGUUUGUAAUGGUGGCUGUCGGUUUUCAGAAUGUCCAGCGGUGACCAGUAAUUUAAACUGUAAUUUUGAAACUUCUUGUUGGUUAUCGGACGAAUCUAGCCAAUGGAUAGUUGCCAGGAACACUCCGUCUCCAAGUACUGGACCUGAUAUAGAUCACACGUUUCCGUCAGGUUGUGGUCACUUUGCUUAUUAUGAGGCCAGUGGUAAAAGUAGCAGACACGAGGCAUACCUUAGCACACCAUUAUUUUUACCGAAUCACACUCAGUACUGUUUCACCUUCUAUGUGUCCAUGUACAGUCUAUACCCCGAUUUCAUGGGUUCGCUACAUGUUUAUCUGUUGAACAGUGUUACCAAUGAACAAUCCCUUAUUUGGGAAAAUUUUGGAGUACUUACAAAUAAUGCUUCGCAUUGGGAAAGAGUUGCCAUGGUUGUUAAUUUUGUUGUUGGUGAUCCAAAUAUGUUUAUCAUGUUCAAAGCAGUCAGAGGUACAGGAUAUAAUUCUGAUAUAGCAAUUGAUGAUGGUACAUUGUUGCCUGGUAACUGUACUAGUCCUACGCAUGGAAAUUGGGCGUCUUGGGAAAGAUGGAGUAAUUGUUCGGUUAAUUGUGGCCCUGGUGGCAUGCGAUCAAGAUACAGAAAUUGUUCCAUGCCAGAAACACAUAGUAAUGAAGAUAAAUGUGUAGGAAGCAAUACAACCAUGGAACCAUGUCCAAUCGAAACUCAAUGUCCCGUUGAUGGAGGAUUUGGUGACUGGUCAAAUUACAGUUUGUGUUCCAAAACCUGUGACGGAGGUGUACAAAUGAGAACUAGAGAAUGUAACAACCCAACUCCAUUGGCAGGUGGCAAAGAUUGUGUUGGUCUACGUUUAGAAAAUCGGACAUGUGGAAAUGAAAUUUGUCCAGUUGAUGGAGGAUUUGGUGAUUGGACAAAUUACAGUUUGUGUUCCAAAACUUGUGACGGUGGUGUACAAAUGAGAACUAGAGAAUGUAACAACCCAACUCCAUUGGCAGGUGGCAAAGAUUGUGUUGGUCUACGUUUAGAAAAUCGGACAUGUGGAAAUGAAAUUUGUCCAGUUGAUGGAGGAUUUGGUGACUGGUCAAAUUACAGUUUGUGUUCCAAAACCUGUGACGGAGGUGUACAAAUGAGAACUAGAGAAUGUAACAACCCAACUCCAUUGGCAGGUGGCAAAGAUUGUGUUGGUCUACGUGUAGAAAAUCGGACAUGUACAAAUGACUUCUGUUCGGGAGCUACUGGUGUUGCUAAAGCUCAGGGACUAGUGGAAAACUUCCUAAAGGACUUCCAUAAAACUGAAUAUCCCGAUAAGUCACCUUCAGGUAAAUUCUACAGUGCAAUCUUUGAUAUCCAAAAAGCAGUGGCUGAUGAAUUUAUUUCUGUUGAUCCUUCUGUCAGAAAUAAAACAGUUGAGGAGAGAUUGAUGGACUUGGAAGAUUUCCUAAAGGUUGCUACAGAGGGAGGAAGCAUUGAUUUUGCUCGUACUACUUUGGGAAAAGGGCUAUUUAUUUUUACAAAGAAAAAAAUCGAAGAAGGUCUUCCAAUGGAUGAAUUUAACAAUGCGACUGAUGUUUAUCUACGAAACAUAAGAGAUAAAAUUGGAGUGCAAAAUUAUAACCAAAUUCUCUCAAGUCAAGGAAAUAGUACCCUAAUGUUUGUUAUGGAUACUACAGGAUCAAUGAUAGAUGAAAUUGCUGCUUCUAAAGCAAUUGCGAAUUCCAUCAUAAAUGCAACUCGCGAUUUUGAAGUCGACUACAUAUUAUCACCGUUCAAUGAUCCAGGAACCGGCCCUGUUACAUACAAAAGUGAGGAGAAGCGAGAUGAAUUUAUCACUGCUAUCUCAAACCUGCGCGCUUAUGGCGGAGGAGAUUGCCCUGAACUUGCCUUUAAAGGUAUGCUUAAUGCAUUGGAUCAAGGACCUAAAUAUGGCAGCCCAAUGUUUGUUUUCACUGACGCAGCGGCUAAGGACGAUACAGCCGAAAACAUAGCAGCUUUAAAGUCAGCUGCCGAUAAUAGUUUUACAACGAUAACUUUUUUUAUAAAUCUCUUGGGAUGCGGAGGUGGAACUGAUAGCUACAAAGAAAUUGCAUCCCACACAUCAGGUCAAAUCUUUUCCCUAUCAAAUGAAGCAGAACUUUUACAAUUUGCGGAUUUCGUUGCAAGCAGUUUAAGCAGAGACACAAUGAUUGCAUCAGGAAGUGCUAUUAAUAGCCAGUUCUCGGUUGACGAUAGAAUAUCAAAGUUAACUGUCUCAGCUACAAGUACAAGCACAGCGCAAAGUAUUACGCUGAAGGAUCCAUUUGGUGAUAACGUUCCUGCAUUGACAACACUGUCAAUGAUCCGCAUUUUUCAAAUUGACAAUCCAGCCAGUGGUGUAUGGAGUUUGGUUUCCCCAUCUGUUGGUGCAGAUUACAAAUACACAGUUGAAGCAAAAUCCAAUGAUGCUAUCGUGUUUACUCACAACUUUAUGUAUCAAGAAAACCCAGCAAAUGAUUCCUUGCCGUACUCUUUGUACAAUCCUAUUACAGGUGUUGAAAACCAAUUAAUCAUUCGCUUGGGAGGAGUACAUAGAAUCGACAUAACCACAAUUCAAGUAGAUAUUAUGGACCUUAACGGCAAUGUUUUGAUGUCUAACCUAAGUCUGUCAGGCUUAGAAGCUGGCAAUAAUGUACUUCGUGCGAUGUUUACACCACCCGCAGCAUCAUUCAGAGUCAGAUUGACUGGUCAAACAAAUUCUGGUGCACCAAUUGAACGACUAUCUCGUGGAAUAUCAAGAGCUACAAAUGUUUUCGUUCGACCAGUAUAUGCUGGUGACGAAUUUACAGUUUCAUCUGGACAAACCAACGUAGUUGUUCAAGUUCAAGCUCUUGUUUUUGGCUCAAGUCAGGCUCAGUUGUUGACAAUCACCGCAAAAGCUAGAUGGGGAACCAUUACAAAUACCAAAUCCGAAACUAUCACCAACAUAGGUUACGUCAAUUUGAUUUACAAUGCGCCUACUGACAUGAGAGGGAAGACAGACGUUAUUCGUGUGACUGUCACCAACACGCAAUCGAGAGAAGAAUCCACUAAUUUCUUCUCCAUCUUGAUGAAAUAAACAUAUUCUCUCACUACCUUGCACUUUCAUUUUUUUAAAUUUAAUUUCUUGUCGUGAAUAAUUUAUAACAGUUAAAGAUCUUAACUAACGUUCGUGUUGAAGACGAUUUAAGAACUUGUGUACAUUAUUUUUCAAUGAAAUUUGAAUAGUUUAGUUUGAAA